AAUGAAUUCCACAAUCCUGAAAAAGUCCUGUCAUUUACCUACUGUCACAGAAGAGUUUGCUAAAAGAAGCAAGAGAUAUGCAAUUAACCCUGCAGGAAAAAAGUGGGAUCACUAUAACAUCACAUACAGGAUUGUGCAGUUUCCCAGCACUUUAAACAAAAAUGAAACAAGGAAAGCUAUUGCAGCUGCCUUCAAAAUAUGGAGUGACAUUUCCCCCUUAACGUUCAAGGAAGUGCCACCAGAAAACGAGUCAGACAUCAAACUAGGUUUCUACACAUUUAACCACACUGAUUGCUGGUUUUCACUCCUACAUCCCUGUUUUGAUGGCCUUAAUGGAGAGCUCGCCCAUGCUUUUCUGCCCCCUCUUGGAGAGAUCCAUUUUGAUAACCAUGAGUUCUGGAUUCUAGGAGAAUCACGUUUCAGCUGGAAACAAGGAGUCUGGCUGAAUGACCUGGUACAGAUUGCAGGACACGAAAUUGGCCAUGCACUAGGACUGUGGCAUUCCCGUGAUGUGAAAGCACUAAUGCACCCCAAUGCAACUUACAUGAGAACGCGACAGGUCAGCCAGGAUGACAUCUGGGGAAUCCAGCGUCUCUAUGACUCUCAAUGGGCAACUCCAGCAACAAUAUCUCAUAUGCCUAAUAUCACAAUAAAGUAUGUCCCAAAGGGACGAAUCGUUACCUUCCGCUGUGGAAAAAACAUCUCAAGGUCCAGGAUUAAUGUCAGAUGGUACAAAAAUGGAGAACUCUUGUCACAGUCUGUCCCAGGAUACAUCACUCUACGGAACAAAGAUCUCAGCAUCAUUGCUAAUGAACUUAAUGAGGGUGAAUACACAUGCAAGAUCUGCCGCAGAAAUACCACAGUCCGAUCUCAUUCCUGGCUCAUCAAACUUCAACAAGACAAUGUGGAUUACUGAUACUUGUGGGGGCUACCAUUUAUAUUUUGCUGUCAUUCUUUUAAAUAAAAUUAGUACAAUUAAGCAAAGAUA
Molecule: messenger RNA, 988 nt
Organism: Protopterus annectens (West African lungfish)
Lineage: Eukaryota; Metazoa; Chordata; Ceratodontiformes; Protopteridae
Product: matrix metalloproteinase-23-like
Exons: 6
Coding region: 2-916 (304 amino acids)
Biological process (GO): collagen catabolic process; extracellular matrix organization; proteolysis
Cellular component (GO): extracellular matrix
Molecular function (GO): metalloendopeptidase activity; zinc ion binding
Source: RefSeq, a predicted model, not a curated record